Messenger RNA from Eremothecium sinecaudum, 909 nucleotides. RefSeq names its product Lnp1p (gene LNP1). Lineage: Eukaryota; Fungi; Ascomycota; Saccharomycetes; Saccharomycetales; Saccharomycetaceae. The transcript has a single exon. Bases 1 to 909 code for a protein of 302 amino acids. The record is from RefSeq and is a predicted model, not a curated record.
AUGUUUCAAACUUUAGCUAGAGUGUUUAGGCCUAAGUCUAAAGAGCAAGUUAUCAGCAAGUAUACUAAAAACCUAGCAUCAAUAACUUCUCGUAUACAUGAUUUAGAAGUAAGACUUAAAAAUAACGAUAGUUUAUAUGAUGCAUGGAAUAAAAGGCUAAACUUUUAUGGCAUAAGCUUUCUGGUGCUCGUGGUCACAGUGGUACAUGCUAAGGAAAAGAAUAUGGCGCUUACUAUGAUGGCGAUUGUUGGGAGUAUUCUGCUGAUUUUAGGUCUUAAAAAGAUGUUUGCAGCAUUAAUUGACUAUCGAAGGAGUCGAAUAAGUGGAAAACUUGAUAUUGCAAGGGCUGCACACCAGGAGACUUUAGAGGAAUUAAAAAAAGAGACUAACUUUUACUCUACAAAUUCUUUAAUUCAGCGCUUCUCGUCAGGGGAGUCCCAGAGCGAGGAUGCACUUUUAUUAAUGGAUGAGGAACUCUCUUCUAAAUAUAAGGAAUUGAAUAAUUUAAAGAAUGAAUUAGCACAGUUAAAAGAGCAAGCAAACGGCAUGGUCACUUCUGACACUCAGGAGGUAACCGAUAAAUGGUUUGAUAAGGUAUUAGGGGUGCUUUCAGGAGGUGAUGUUCCUUCUUCGCUUUCAAUAGUCCCUAUUAAAUGCCAAAAGUGUGGAUAUCAUGCUGGUUGUUAUAUUUCACCGAAUUGGGCUUGGAAGUAUGUGUGCCCAAUGUGUGCAUUUUACCAGGAAAACAAGCAGCCCUCCGCCAGUGUUGUUGAACGCCAAAGUUCUGCUAACAGUGAGGGCGAACAUAAGAGCACAAGGUCGGAGAGAAGCUUAGGCUCGCAGAAAAGUUUAGGCUCUCAGAGAAGCACCGAGCCACCGGUCUCUUCAGAGAAAGAAAAGGAGCUAUAA